Messenger RNA from Poecilia latipinna (sailfin molly), 1561 nucleotides. RefSeq names its product RNA binding fox-1 homolog 1, like (gene rbfox1l). Gene Ontology annotation, molecular function: mRNA binding. Gene Ontology annotation, cellular component: cytoplasm; nucleus. NCBI's taxonomy places the organism in Eukaryota, Metazoa, Chordata, Actinopteri, Cyprinodontiformes, Poeciliidae. The transcript has 12 exons. Gene Ontology annotation, biological process: nervous system development; regulation of alternative mRNA splicing, via spliceosome. The record is from RefSeq and is a predicted model, not a curated record. The coding region runs from base 183 to 1328 and encodes 381 amino acids.
CUGUCAGGUGAAGUACAGUCCUAACCCAGUAGGAUCUUGUGCUACUUCUGUUUGGGAUUUUUCCUCUUUUUUUUUUUUUCUUUUUUUUUUACUCUGGUUUGGUUGCCUGAUCUUCCUGUGCAUACAAACCUUUUCCUUUUCCCUUGCUUUCCUUUCUCCUUUUCCCCUCCACCUCCCGGGCUAUGCUCUCCUCACCCACUGUGAUCCUCCAGCCUUACGGACUUCCCGUCUAUCCACAGACAACCACAUGCUACCCCAGCAUAGUUCAGGGGGGCCCCGCCCAGGAGGCCGGGGCUGGCAGCGGAGACCCCACCCUCCCACAGGUUUAUGCUCCGCCCCCUUCGUACCCUCCGCCGACUCAGGGCCCACCAACAUCUGCCAGCAGGCUGCCCACUCUUGAUUUCAGCUCGCACAGCUCCGACUACCCCGAACACCCCCAGCUCAGGGUCUAUCAGGGCCCCCAGCUCGAAGGGGUCGACACUCUGACCCCCAGCAACACGGAGGAUGCUUUGGCCAGCGUGACCUCCGACCCCCAGGCUCUCGGUGUGUCUGUGUCGUCGGGGGCAGGAGCGGGAACCGGAACAGAGGAGGAAAGCUCGGGGAAGGCCCAACCAAAACGCCUGCAUGUCUCCAACAUCCCUUUCCGCUUCAGAGACCCUGACCUCCGCCAGAUGUUUGGGCAAUUUGGCAAAAUCCUCGAUGUAGAAAUCAUCUUCAAUGAAAGAGGGUCAAAGGGUUUUGGAUUUGUGACUUUUGAGAGUGCCACGGAGGCAGACCGAGCGAGAGAAAAGCUAAAUGGGACGAUCGUAGAAGGGAGGAAGAUUGAGGUCAAUAAUGCCACUGCAAGAGUAGUCACCAAGAAGCCUCAGACACCUCUUAUGAAUGGAGAAAUAUCAACAUCUGGUUGGAAGAUCAACCCUGUAAUGGGAGCAAUGUACGCACCUGAGCUUUAUACAGUUGCCAGUUUUCCAUACCCUGUAGCGACUCCUACCUUGGCGUACCGGGGAUCAGCACUGCGAGGUCGGGGUCGUGCCGUGUACAACACGAUUCGCUCUGCGGCCGGCACGCCUGCUGCUGUCCCCGCCUACCCGGGGGUUGUAUAUCAGGAUGGACUAUAUGGAGCAGAGGUUUAUGGAGGUUAUCCUACAGCGUACAGAGUGGCUCAGUCUGCAUCUGCUGCUACCGCAGCCUACAGUGACGGAUACGGACGGGUUUACGCCGCAGCAGCCGACCCUUAUCACCACUCAGUUGGACCAACAACCACAUACGGAGUCGGGACGAUGGCCAGCCUGUACCGAGGGGGAUACAACCGCUUCACCCCCUACUGAGCCUCCCAGAUGUUUGCAUCUGUCACGAACUCUGGGACUGGGAUAGGUCAUGAUAUCUUAAAGCUUGGAAAUGUCAGUUAUCCUUCACAGAGACGAUCCCAGAGUGGAUCCCUUAGGACCCGUUUGUCUGCUGAAGAAGAAGAUCUUAUGUAAUUUAUUAGGCCUUUACCUGAGUUUGUUUGAGUGAACUGAUUCUACAGAGACAUUGGCUGGUGUUAAAUGCUGUGAGACUA